This is a messenger RNA of Eurytemora carolleeae, 2800 nucleotides long. RefSeq names its product ankyrin repeat domain-containing protein 27. Bases 102 to 2267 code for a protein of 721 amino acids. NCBI's taxonomy places the organism in Eukaryota, Metazoa, Arthropoda, Copepoda, Calanoida, Temoridae. The record is from RefSeq and is a predicted model, not a curated record. The transcript is spliced from 15 exons. Gene Ontology annotation, molecular function: protein binding.
AAUCCUUCAAAGUACGCACACAGUCAUCCUGCAUUGCUGUGUCUGAGUAGAUAUUGUUAGAGUAUAUAUAUAUAUAGACAACUCAAAAUUGUGAACAGUGAAUGUAUUUGAUAUUUGAUAAAGAGUUACUGAUGGCUGUUUUUGAAUCUACGAGGAUUGUUGUGGAUCAAUAUCUGAACAAAGAAAAUAUGAAAAGAAAAGAGAAUUUUCUCUAUGCAGAAUGUGAGAAAUCCAGGAGACUUGAAGUAAAUUUUCCAGGGAGAGGGCAUGAGGGAACUACCUCUGAGCCUAGAUUAAAGCUGAGAAGAUUUGAAGAAUUGAUGAAACCGUUAUCUAAUCCAUCAUCAGUUCCACUUGACGUUUCAUAUCAAGACAUUUAUACUCAACAUGUUCUUGCCUCUUACCAGGUUAAAGCAAGUCAACUUCAACAUUCCUCAAAACAUUCUUCUUCUCCACAGCCUGUUCUACCAUCUCAACAUGCAAUCCUUUCAAUCCAUCCAAUCCAGACUUCAUCGACUUUAUCUCCUUAUACCAUUCUAGCUCCUUUAUCAAGCUCCGGACCAUCUCACGUCCUCACUACUACUCCGCCUCCUACCUACCAUAAACAGUUUUCCAGAAUCGAAUCUCACGCAAACCCAACUAGCCACUUUUACCCAAUGUCAGAAAGUCAACCAGACCAAAAACCCAUUCCAGUUCAUCAAAAGAAUUUACCCCGCUUGGAUCCUCUUCCGAGAUCACAUUCAUUUCCCUGGCCAACCACUUCUCUACCACCUCUUGAACCUUUAAACAAAAAAGAACCUACAAACCGUUUAAAGGAUCCAAACUCCAACCUGACGGAUAAAGAUGUCCCUUCUAAACAGAAUUCUACAUCAACAAGUUCUAUUGAGAGGCUUGACAAUCACAUUGCAUUCAAGAUGAAAACUAAUGGCCAGCAAGAAACAGAAACUCUUCACACCAAAAAAUACAUUGCCAAUGAUGCAACUACAAAAAAACUUGAACAUUGCAAUAAUAUGUCCUUCACAGCUCAGGAAGUUGAUGGAAAAUGUAAACAGAGCAUUGAAGACUUAGUAGAUCAGGUUAUGGCAGAGGAGUCAUUUGCUUCUUUAGAAAGUAAAAGAUUAAUGUCUUCACCAAGUAAGGAAGCUUCCAAUGAGAAAAUGCUGUAUACAUUUAAAGAAGUCGAAAUGAAGAAGAAAAAUCCAAAACUUAAAUUUCUACUCAUUUCAAAAAGUGUCCCCUGUGCGAUUCCAAUUAGAGAUACCCCACAAAACGCCCUACAAAGUGAAAAGUUAAAUGAAUUGAUAAAUUCACGAACAAAUUUUCUAGAUAAAACCAUUCAUUCUGAUCAAAGCGCAAAUUUGAGUUUAGCAAGUGAGGUUAAUGCUACUCCAGAUAAUGCUCAGAGGUUACAAUGCCGUCCAAGCCAACCAAUUCUCAUUCAGGACAUUAAAAACCUCACGAGAAACACCAGCAAGCUAGAAGAAAACAGUAAAAUUGAAAAAGAAGUUUCCGGCAUCAAAGACCAGUUAGAUAUGCAAACCAGUGAUAAAAGCUUGGUUAAAAGUUCUGAGAUGAUGAAUGGGUUUGGACAAGUGGGUGCUGAUAAUAUUCAGUUAGAACAAACAACUAGGGCUUUGGAAAUGAUUCAGCUGAGAGCGGAAAAUUGCAAAGAAGCGAAAAAAUUGAUUGGCGACAUUACAAAAAUAAGGCGGAAUGCAGAAAAAGACCUGAACCUGGUUCUUUAUCAAGAUCUUUUAGGAAACUAUGCUUUGCAUACUGCUGUAUUGCUGAGGAAUCCUAAGCUAGUUCGAAGGUAUUCUCUUGCCAUGAAGAUAUUCAACAUACCUCUUGAUGUACGAAAUAGAAAUGGCGAGACAGCUCUACAGCUGAGUUUACACCUGGGAGAGCUGGAAACAAUGAAGGAACUUCUUAUUCAAGGAGCCUCACUUACAACUCCAGACAAUCAGGGAAACACUGUGGCACAUCUUUUGGUGUUAGCAACCAAUUCUCCGAUUUUUAACAUUGCUCACCAAUAUUUAGAUCAAAACAUUUUGGACAGGCAGAAUGACGCAGGCUUCACUCCACUUCAUCUAGCAGUUUUAUCCAGAAACGAAGAGAAAAUAAUUAAACUUCUUGAUAUGGGAGCUAAUCCUCACAUUCAGAAUAAUUUGACUGGAGAGACUCCACUGUGUCUGCUUGAUCGUCGCCAUCUUAAUCAAGAAUUUGUUAGUCUUCUCCAAUCCAAGAAGUAUAAUAACACUGUUUGAUUUAUCACGAAACUAAGUUUUUCCUGUUAUAAUAUUCAUAAUAUUGAUCAAAAUAAAGAAAGAGUUUAAGCAUCAUAUAGAUUGUAAUGCUGGCUUUCUUGUAUAAUAUUUGAUAAUAAGCUUUUUGAUAUUUAUAACUCAAAAUGAAAUAAAUCAGGAUUUAUUUCUAUUGUAAAGCAAUGGAAAUCAUCAUUUUGUACUAUUUUUGUUACAUUUUAAAGCUAAGAAAAUUUGAACUCAUUUGUUCACUUUCGUGAAUAAAAGAAUCUCAUAAAAACCUGGUGCUCGCCUGAAAAAUCUGAAGUCAGGAUAAACCUGAAAAUAAAAUUGUAAUUUUCUAAAACGUGCUGCCGUUAUAACGUUCAUUACAGGAAUUGUUUAAUCAUAUGUAACGCAAAAUUCUAUUUAUUUUUUCAAUACAACUGCCAUUCUUUACUCCCUGCACUAUACUACCUUCUUUGUUAUGUUAUUUUGUGAAAAACAAGUUUACUUUUGUUUGCUUAAGCGUCAGAAGAAUAAAGUUUUUGUUUUUA